AUUGUGGGAUCAGUAAACUCACAACAACAUUUCCAGCUUCUAAUUCUUCUUGCAAUUGUCUUUUUUAUAUAUUAACAUUUGCAGUCGAUGUCUUCUUACUCUUUUCAAUAGCUAGCUAGCUUCAGAGUUUUUUCUAGUUAUAGAAAACAACAUAUUAGAAACCUAUUCAGUUAAGCGACCUGCUUGGCAAGUACGUUUUAGCUCAUCUAUGCAACGCCUAUUCAUCUGAAGAACUUCCUAGCAACAAACAUGGAACAUGUGCAUCUUGUUGCUGAAGAGGAUGACCUGUACUCGGGCUACAACGACUACAAUCCAACCUUUGAUGCAGAGGAGCUUGACAAUGAUGCUGGUUUUCAGCAAGCAGUGAGGACAAGCCAUGGGAGAAGGCCACCUAUGACUGCCAAGUUUCCUGGCACUUCCACUGGUGGACUGACAUUGGGGACCUCUUUCGGGGCUGAGACCAGGUUUGGCAGUAAGAACAGGCUUCUGAAGUCUAGGAUGCCACUUGCGUCUUCUAUGGGUCGACCCAUGACUGGAGCUGUACAGGAAGGAACAGCUAGGCCUAUGACUGCAGUCAGAGCAGCUGGCUACUCUUCAGCCAUAAUCAGAGGUUCUACAUUUGACCCGCUGGGUCAGUCCAAAGGUCCGGCUCCUCCAUUAGAGGGAAAAAGUGAAGAUACUCCGGAUGAGAAGGUGAAGAUCCUGGAGAAGAAGGUGAACGAUCUGAUUGAGGAAAGCUGCCUUGCGCACGGCCGUGGUGACCUACAGUUGUCCUUAGAUAGAGCUAAGGAGGCAGGACGGAAGGAGAGAGCACUGGUGAGACAGAGAGAGCAGUCAGGCAAUGCCGACCACAUCAACUUGGACCUCACCUAUUCAGUCUUGUUUAACUUGGCAACUCAGUAUGCUAACAAUGACAUGUACGCAGAAGCCCUUAACACCUACCAGGUCAUUGUGAAGAACAAGAUGUUCAGUAAUGCCGGAAGGUUAAAAGUGAACAUGGCCAACAUUUACUUCAAGCAAAAGAACUAUCCGAAGGCCAUCAAGUUCUACCGAAUGGCCCUGGACCAGAUCUCCAACUCCCACAAGGAGAUGAGGAUCAAGAUCAUGCAGAACAUUGGCGUGGUCUUCAUCCGCAUGGGCCAGUACUCGGACGCCAUCACCUCCUUUGAACACAUCAUGAGCGAGAGCCCCAACAUUAAGUCAGGCUUCAACCUGAUCCUGUGUUACUACGCCAUUGGGGACAGAGAUAGGAUGAAGAAGGCCUUUCAGAAGCUUAUCUGUGUUCCUCUAGGGAUCGACGAGGAGGACAAGUAUAUUCCGCCCAACGAUGACACCCAUGCCAACCUGGUGAUUGAAGCCAUAAAGAAUGACAAGCUUCACCAGAUGGAGAGAGAACGGAAAACACUGGCUGAGAAAUUCAUCAUGACAUCAGCCAAGCUCAUCGCUCCCGCCAUCGAGGCGACGUUCGCCGACGGUUUUGACUGGUGUGUGGAAAUGGUGAAGAGCUCCCAGUACAUUGAACUGGCCAACGAUCUGGAGAUUAACAAAGCCAUUACCUACCUGAGACAGAGGGACUUCAAUCAGGUUGGUGCUGUGGAGACCCUGAAGACGUUUGAGAAGAAAGACAGCCGAGUGAAGAGUGCUGCAGCCACCAACCUCUCCUUCCUCUACUUCCUAGAAAAGGACUUCGACCAGGCUGACCGUUACGCUGACCUGGCCAUGGCCGCGGACCGCUAUAACCCAGCGGCGCUCAUCAACAAGGGCAACACGGUCUUCGUGAAGAACGACCGCGAGAAAGCUGCUGAGUUCUACAAGGAGGCUCUCCGGAAUGACUCGUCCUGCACCGAGGCCCUGUAUAACCUGGGUCUGACUUAUAAGCGUCUGGGGCGCCUGGAGGAUUCCCUGGACUGUUUCCUGAAGCUCCACGCCAUCCUGAGGAACAGUUCACAGGUGAUGUGGCAGCUGGCCAGCCUCUAUGAGAUGUUGGAGGACCCCCACCAGGCCAUAGAAUGGCUGAUGCAGCUGAUCAGUGUGACGCCCACAGACCCCAAGGUGUUGGCUAAACUGGGAGAGUUGUACGAUAGCGAGGGAGACAAGUCUCAAGCCUUCCAGUACUACUAUGAGUCCUUCAGAUAUUUUCCCUCAAACAUUGAGGUUAUUGAGUGGCUGGGGGCCUACUUCAUUGACACUCAGUUCUGUGAGAAGGCUGCCCAGUACUUUGAGAGAGCCACACUCAUCCAGCCAAACCAAGUGAAGUGGCAGCUGAUGGUGGCCAGCUGCUACAGACGGAGUGGAAACUACCAGAAAUCCCUAGAGACUUACAAGGACAUCCACCGGAAAUUCCCAGAAAACGUUGAAUGCCUGCGUUUUCUGGUGAGGCUAUGCACAGACAUGGGGCUGAAAGAGGUCCAGGAUUAUGCCACCAAACUAAAGAAGGCGGAGAAGAUGAAGGAGAUCAGGGAACAGCGGGUGAAGUCGGCGAGGGAGGGCAGUGCCAGAAAUGCCCGGAGAGAGGGCAGCGCCAGCAGUGUGGGCAGCCCAAACCUUGUCCACACACUGCCUAAGAAGACCAUAGAGGUGGAUAUCAAACCAGUUUCUUGCCCUGAGCCUAAACACAGUCCUCUAUUGGACCAGGGACAAGAUAGUGGACACAGCAGUCAUGGCACCAGUGGAAAGGGGGAGAGACUGAGUGCGAAGAUGAGGGCACUGCCAGGCUCCCAUGAACCCUAUGAGGCCAGCAGCCAGCGAGACAUAGAUGCCUCAUAUGUGGAUCCAUUGGGACCCCAGAUAGAGAGACCAAAGACUGCUGCCAAGAAGCGGACAGAGGAUGAUGACUUUGCAGAUGAAGAGUUGGGAGAUGACCUACUUCCAGAGUAGCCAGUCACACUGAACCCCUCAGGAAACAGUUUUCAAAACACGAGUAUCUGUAUAUCACCUUCCAGUAGACAGUAGACAAGUUUCACUCCAGCGUCCAUAACACAUUUAGGAAAACCUAUGGUGUAAAUGAUGAUGAUGAUGAUUUCCACAGUAAUCUCUGGAACGUAGUUCAUUUUUAUUCCAGUUUUGAAGCUUUUCAUUUAAAAUAAUACGUUAUACUGAUAUUUAUAUAUAGUUAGCGCAAUUUAUUGUAAUUACUACAAGCUUUUCCGUCUUGUCUUCAGAAUGAGGUAAA
This is a messenger RNA of Esox lucius (northern pike), 3172 nucleotides long. RefSeq names its product intraflagellar transport 88 homolog (gene ift88). The transcript is spliced from 29 exons. Gene Ontology annotation, molecular function: kinesin binding. NCBI's taxonomy places the organism in Eukaryota, Metazoa, Chordata, Actinopteri, Esociformes, Esocidae. Gene Ontology annotation, biological process: kidney development; intraciliary transport; inner ear receptor cell stereocilium organization. Bases 250 to 2877 code for a protein of 875 amino acids. The record is from RefSeq and is a predicted model, not a curated record. Gene Ontology annotation, cellular component: non-motile cilium; centriole; ciliary base.